AUGGAAGCCAGGGGCACGGGCAGGGCUCGGGGUUACCUGGGAACCGCGGCCGCAGCGCCCGCGGCGCUGCUGUUCCAGCUUCAGUUGCGUGGAGACCGCGAUCCUCGAUUCCCGAGAGAGAAGCUCAACAAGAAUGAGGCCAGUGCUGGGGAGAGUAGUCUGCCCAGAAUUGGCCCAUUUCUACCCACGAGUGAGACUGGUCAGAAGCAGCUCUUGAGCAGCUCAGAGCAGAGGUGGCUGAGCUACUGUUUCCCCAGUGUGGCCUGGGCAGACGUGCUCACCCAGAGUCUGUCCUUCACUGGGGAUCAGAAGCUGGUGUUUCAGAACUUCGUGGCUCAUGAAGUCUCUGAAAUGGAACUGUCUCUCACAAAUGAGAGCAAGUGUGUUCAGCUGGUGCAGGUCUCCAUGCAGAGCUCACCUUGUUUCAGGCUGGUGUGCCCCAACGAGGCGUACCGUGCUGUGCCGCGAGGUGCGACUGCCCGUGUGCGCAUUCAGUUCACCCCCAACGAGAGCAAGGAUUAUUCCCAUGAGCUUGUCUGCAUGACUAAAACAGAAAGGAUAGUUGUGCCAAUCCGGGCCAUUGCUGCCCGAGCUAUCCUGAACAUCCCAGACCAGCUGAACUUCUCGGAGUGUCCAGUCAAGAGCAGCACCAAGAGGACUCUGCUGCUUCGAAACACUGGCAGCCUGGAGGCUCAUUACUACAUCAGCACCCAGAGUCCUUUCUCCGUGGUUCCGGCCAUGGGAGCUCUGGGUGCUGGUGACAGCGUGCAGGUGACAGUGGGAUUUCACCCACUGACCACUGGUGCCCAUUUUGGGUCCAUGGUAGUGAGCUACAACACAGGUGAAGAAAUGAUCCACACAAACCUUCAGGGAGAAGCUGUAGAUGUCAGCAUCGGGUUGAGGACGUAUUCCGUGGAGCUGAAGAAGACUUUCAUCACCACGUCAAGCCACACAACCAUGUUCAUCGAGAACAGGAGUAACAUCAGAGCCCAGUUCCAGUGGAAGACUUUUCCUAGUGAGGAAGAUGAGAAUGAAGAGAAGAGGAGGCAGUGUUACCUGCUGCGCUCACCGAGAGAGGCCAGCGUGGACAACACGACGGAAGAGAGAAGAAGAGCGAAGAAGAAGGGUUCCUGUGAAGAUCGCCGCGCCAUCCUGAAGAGCAGCGUCCGGGAGAAGAUGAUGAAGCUGAAAGAAGACCCCAUGCUAUUCUCCAGUGAUGCUUUUUCCCUUGAGCCACUGGAGGGAGAGAUCGAGCCAAACAGUUCAGUCCAAAUCAAGGUGACCUUUAAACCCCUAAAGGCCCGAGAGUAUCGAAGUGUGGCCUACUGCAACAUCUCAGGCCGUGGGAGCAGGCUGCCCCUGCACCUCAGAGGGGAAGGCCAAGGACCCGUGGUUGAAUUCAGCCGUCAAAUGCUGAAACUUGGGAACAUUUCUGUCAACACCUCCCACGUCUAUGAGGUGAAACUGAUGAACCGAGGAGCUAUAGAUGCUCCCUUCACCUAUAUCCCUUCAGCCACAAACGUGGGCUGCUGCUUCAAGUUUGCACCCGAGGAGGGCGUCAUUGCAGCAGGUGGGAUCCGGACGAUUCACAUCUCCUUCAAUGCCACCGUCCUGGGGAGCUUUGAGGAACAAUUCCAGUUCCGUGUGGCUGCAUCUCCUACGCCUGUGACCCUGACAGUCUGGGGCUGUGUCACUGGACCUGCUUUACACUUCGACCUCCAUGAGCUCCACUUCGGUGACAUCUCCUUUGGCUUUCCCCGCACCAUGACCUGUCGUCUCACUAACACCUCCCCGGUGGCCGUGACAUUCAAGCUCCGCAUGUCGGACGAUGGCACGCAGCCUGCUGUCAGUAGCUUGGAUCAGAUAUGCAAGGACAGUGACCCAUCCUGGAGGAAGGGAAUUCAUUUCUAUGUGGAGCCAAGGGAGUUUACAAUGAAUCCCAGCCAAGGGACCAUCCUCCCCCAGGGACACCAGGAUAUCGAGGUGACCCUGUGCUCCAACACGGUGAUGGAAUACUACCGGAAAAUGCUGGUGGACCUGGUGGGCCUGGAGGGUGUUGGCAAGGAAGUGGCAUCACUGAUCAUCACAGCCAGAUGUCUGGUUCCUGAGCUGCAAGUGUACCCCCAAAUCAUGCGCUGCAAUCAGUGCCACCUGAAGGAGCCAUACGAGAAGAAGUUCAUCAUCACCAAUAAAACUGACCUUCCUGGCUGCUACGGGCUUAUUCCCCAGAAACGCAAGGAGGACUCUCCUGUGUUGUACUCCAGCCCCAAACCCUGUGGCAUUGUCCAGCCUCACAGCACUGCAGAGAUUCCGGUUACAAUCGAGGUGCAAACAUUGGGCGAUCAUCGCACCAAUGUUCUGAUCGGCGUGUUUGGGGAUGAAAGAAACCCACUGAGAGCAGAACUCCUGAGCUCUGGAGAGCUGGCAGAAAUCUAUGGAACUCCAAAGAAGAUAGACUUUGGCAUGAUCCCACCGCUACAGCCGAGCUCACAAACUCUUACCCUCUUCAACAAAGGUCUUGUCCCUGUAGACUUCAGGAUAAAGAUUGCUGAAAAACCCCAGUGCUUUGUUCUUGAAACAGAAGAAGGAGUGAUCCCCGCUAGGGGUGAGGUUCCUGUGACUGUCACAGCCAUCCUGGAUGACACUGGGCAUUUUGCUGACUCCAUCCAGCUCUUCAUCGGGAACAGCUUUUGCUUCAGCUUCUUACUGAGGGCUAUGGGCACUGGCACCACAAUUGUUACAGACAAACCACUGGCCCCAGAGCUCAACUUGGGAUACCAAUUCAGCCACCUUCCCAGUACUCAUCAGUUCCAAGUAACAAACAGGGGCCACCAUUUCCAUCGGCUCUUCUGGAGCGUGGAAUGCUGGAGGCCACCCAAGAAGAAGGGCCAGAGCGUCUCAGCCCUCAGCAGCCCCAAGGCCGAAGAUGAUUUGGAGCCCCCCGGUCGUACAAGCGCCGUGUUCGGGCUGGAGCCAGGCUCAUGGGAGCUGCAGCCAGGCGAGUCUGUGGACAUGGUGCUGCGAGGCUUCUCCCACACCCCACAGGAGGUGCGGGAUUACAUGAAGUGUGAAGCUGUGGUUGGCACAAGUGUGGUGACAAAGAAGAUAAUAGAGACGAUCAUUAGCUGCAAGUUCAUAGAUCCCUCUAUAGAAGUAUCAGCCAGAAAACUCUCUUUCCGGGUGGAGAAGAAACCCAGUGAUGUCCUAACUCUGCAGUACCAGCCUUUGGCUUUAAAAAACACCUGCUCCCUGCCGCUCCACCUCGUGCUGGACGUGGAGCAGCCGUUUCUGGUCUGUGAUGAGGAGCAGCAGCCCCUCCCAGAUGGCCAGCCUGUGACAGUGGGUGUAGAGGAGACCUGCCAUGUCUACAUCGCAUUUGACCCAGCUUACAAACUGGAGCUUAAUAGCUGGCAAGAAAAGAAGAUUCUGAAGAUAGACAUGGUUAGGGACCAUCCUAAUGUGGAGCAUAUCGAGCUUUGGGGAGAAGUCCACUUCCCCAAUCUCCAAAUCCAGCCCAGCAGCCUGGAGUUUGGCUGCAUCGUGGCUGGCACGGAAGCAGUGCGCUCUCUGAGGAUGAGCAACUGCAGCCCCCUUCCUGUGGAGUACCACUGGUCAUUCCAGGCAGACAGCCAGGUGCACAAGUUCAGGCAUUACAUCCCAGUGGGGCUGGCAGGAUUCAGUCACUCCGUGGAUGUACCAUGGACUCCCCUCAAAGUGGAGAAGGCUUUCAGUAUCCUGCCGCUGUCGGGUGUGCUGCAGCCGGGAGAGAGACAGCAGGUCUCCUUCACCUUCACUGGCCACCUCAACACCAUGGCCCAUGUCACAGCGCUGUGCCACGUGGAGGGAGGCCCCACCUACGAGGUGAAGCUGAGCGGGGAGGCCUCACGUGUCAGCUACUCCCUGAGCGCCCGGGAGAUCAACUGCGGCUCCCAGAUGUUUAACGAAGUUCAUCACAGCACGGUCAUCCUGGCGAACACCAGCAAGAUUAAAUUCCACUGGGUGCUAGAACCCAGCACUGCAGACCAAGACCUGCCUGGUGUGUUUCUGGUCAAGCCCACCACUGGCUCCAUUGCAUGUGGCAGGAAGCAAGUGCUGAGAUUCUCUUACAUGCCAGGAGUACCAGGAGCCUUUAGCAGGACAUACCAGCUUAAAGUGGGUGACCUGGAGCCAGAAAAGAUCUGCCUGAAAGGAGAAGCGUCCUUUCCUAUGAUCAGUGUGAACCUGCCCUGGAACAUCAAAGGAAAUGAGAAAUGUGGAAAGCCACUACGGCUUGCAGAACACACGCAGCAAUACAGUGAGACCCUGAAAAUUCAGAUCCCAGCAGCUCAGCCCUUAAAAAGUCCAGAUGUGAAGACUGGGAAGCUGAAGCCCUGCAUGCUGGAAGGCUCUGACAUUGUAGCAAACACUCGGCUGCAGAUAAAGAUGAUCGAGAAGGCUGCUCUGGAGCUGCAGAAAAAGCUCACAUCCCAUCCCCCAAAGACCGAGUUCCCUGACAAAAAGCUGUGCCAGAGCCUUGUCAAAGUUGAGCUGCCAGAGUAUGUCCUGGACAUGGGCACUGUCCUGAAGGGUUUCACUGAGAGACGCACCCUGGAGAUCACCAACCCUGGGCAGAUCCCAGUGUCCUUCUGGGUCGAUGCAUCUGUCCUGCAGGACACAGGUUUCAGCGUGGACCUGGGCCAGAUGAAGAGUCUGCCCCACAUGCACACCCUGAGGUUUGAUGUGCAUUUUGAAAGUGCCCAGCAACCACAGGGUGACGUGGAUGUGCUGCUGCCCAUACAGGUAACAAAAGGCCCCACGUCUCACAUCCGCCUCCGUGCCACUGUCUUGGAACUGUCGCUCGACCUCUCCCAGAACACACUGCACUUCCCCAAUGUCCUCGUUGGGCAGUGCCAGGUUGAGACAGUCCAGCUCUACAACGGGUUCCAAGUGCCCUGCAAAUGGUUCAUCACUGCCAUCAAGCCUGUUACGAAGAGCAAUCAACUCAGAUACCUGACACGAGCCCAAGGUCAGAAGCAGCAGGCGCUGGAGGAAGGGCGCUGUCCCUUUGAAGUGACGCCCUCCAAAGGAACCCUUGAUGCAGGAGCGUGGCAGAACUUGCAAAUCCAGUUUGCACCCAAGGAGGAGAGGUCUUACAAGUAUGAACUGAAGCUUAACAUUCAUGGGAGCAGCAAUCACUUAAGGCUGCACCUCUCGGGGCAAGGUCUGGAGCCACGGCUGGAGUUCAGUCCCCCAGCACUAAAGAUGGGAUGGGUGCUGGUGGACAGCGAUGGGGUGGAGGCCACAGUGGUGGUGAAGAACCCAUGCAAAUUCCCCAUUGAGUUUUACUGCCUGGAUUUGGAUGAGCAGUACCUUGAGGAGGAGAAGGCCAGGACCCCAGAUGAGAAGGGCAGUUCUGCUGAGGGCCAGCCAAAGACAGGUAAAGCAGUGAGCAGAGACAAGUCUCCAAAGGGGAACCAAAUAUCUACAGAGAGAACAGAAAGUCCCUGGGAAUCCUCCAGCACAAGAUCCAAAAGUACACUGGAAGGUGCCUCCAUCCCCACAGAAUUCCUCAGGCUGAAACGGUACCGGUGGACAGUGCCUGCCCUGGGUGAGGUGGAACUGAAGGUCCACUUCUCCACCAAAAAGCCAGGGAAGUUUGAGCAGACGCUGAGGUUUGAGCUGGUGGGGACAAAGCGGCAGUACGAGCUGCCCUGCAGUGGCACCGGCCUGUACCCCAGCAUCAGCCAGAACCCACGGCUGGUGUUUCCACAGUGGAGGAAGACCAUGAAGGAAGGUGAAAUCAUCUUCAAGGAAUAUGUUGAGAGCACCAAGCAAUUCCACUUUGGACCGCUGCUGUGUGGGAAAUCAAGAGAGUGGUACAAGGCCCAGAACUGUCCUGGCAACUCGGAGAAUAUAACCAUCCUCAACAACUCCCCCGUGGACGUAGAGGUCCAGUUCUCCUUUGAGGAUGAUGAGAAAGCAGAGACCUUCCUUCUGGACCCUCCCAGCAUGACCCUGAAACCAAAGAAGAAGCAGGAGCUGACCAUUUGGGCAUACCCCACUUCCCCUGGCUUCCUGGAAGACAAACUCAUCUGCUGCAUUAACAAGAAUCCAGAGCCAGUGGUCUUCAGCCUGUGCUGCCAUGGGGUGCACGUGAAGCUGGAGGUCAGCCCCCUGGAGCUGUCUUUUGGCAAGCUGCUUCUGCACAGAACUGACAGCAGGACCUUGGUCCUGAAAAACAACACCCUACUGCCCAUGGCCUGGCAGCUCAGUGGGCUGGAUGACCUUGUUGAGGACUUCUCACUGUCACAAGAUAACGGCACCAUUGAUCCCCGCUCAGAGAUUGAAGUGACAGUGAAUUUCAAGGCCCAGCAGAUUGGCACCAUUGAGAAGAGCCUUCGACUCGAGGUUUCAGAUACAGAAAACAUCCUGGGGAUUGUUCAGGUUGAAAACAUCAAACUGUCUGCAGAGGUGUAUGAUGUUCUCCUGAGCAUGGUCCUGCCUGAAGAUGAAACCUUGGAUUUUGGAACCAUCAAUGUCCAGGAUAAUGUGAAGAACAUCCUGACUCUAACGAACAAAGGGAUGUACAACAUCGAGUACAGAUUGAUGCUGAAGGGUGCAGGUCCCAGGAUGCGAGACUUGGCGUCCCACUUCACUGUCAAGCCUCAGUCGGGCAAGCUGAUCGCCUCCCAGCCUGGUGUGAAUAUUGAGAUAUUCUUCCACCCCACAAGGGAAAUCCUCCUCAAGAACAGCCCCAUCCUGUACUGCCAGGUGAUAGAUGCCAUCUCAGGGGAAGGAGGCCAGACUGUCGCCAGCAUCCCAGUGAGGGUGUCAGCAAGAGCUGCCUACAGCAAGUUCAGUAUUGAGCCUGCCUCACCCAUCAGUUUCGGUGCCAUGAUGAAGGGCAGCAAGAAGAGCCAGACUGUCGUGCUGGAGAACACAGGCGUGAUCAGCUUCAAAUUCCGCAUCCACCGAGCAACCGAGGAUGAAUCUCCUUUGGAAAGCAAAAGUUCAAAGCAAGGGGAGUCUGUUCCAUCAGCUAGAAAGUGCUCAGCGGGAAGGAAAUCAAGCUUGACACAGCCUCUCCUGGAACUUCUUCUGCAGGGUCAGCUCAAUGUGGGCAUGUUCACGGUGUCCCCGUGCUCCGGCUCCAUCGCUCCGUGGGGCCAGCAGCAGAUCACGGUGGAGUGCCUCGCAGGGCAGGAGGGGACUUGUGAGGAGCAGCUCUACAUUGACAUCGUGGGCAGAGACCCCAGGGACAAUCCCCUCGGCAUUCCCUUUACCCUGACUGCCGAGUCCUGCCUGCCAGCAUUUGCUGAGGAUGCGAUGCUAAUCUUCGAAGAGUACCCGAUCUGCAGCAGCACUGACCUCAGCCACAAGCUGCUCUCUGUGCACGGUGUGGGCCUGUUUGUGAGAGAUGACAACAAGUUCAUCUUCAACAAGAUUCUGGUUGGGCAAGAGGCUGAAGCCCAUUUCAACAUCUACAACACAACUGGUCUGCCGUGUGACGUGGUCCUCUCCAUCAACCCCCUGCCUGGACAGGAAAAAGGCCCUAUCACCGUUUUCAAGUUGCAUCCUGUCCAGAUGUCCAUUCCCGGCUCAUCCCACGCUGUUGCUACAGUGACCUUCACCCCACCAGACGAGCAGAACUACGACUGCACUUUCAAGGCUUCCCUUGUCAUCCCCAAACGCUCUGUGAAAAUCAAGCCCCAAACCCUGAGCUUCACCAUCAGUGGGAGGGGGCACGAGCCGCAGGUGACAGUCGUGUGCCCAAGAGCUCGCAGCAAGAGAGGAAAUGCCGUGCUGCGCUUCCAGAGGCUCCAGCUGGGGGAUUUAGAGAUGCUCCCCCUGGUCGUCCGUAACAACGGCAUCGUACCUGUCAAGUUUAUGUUACACCUGGAGGAUGAGCAUGGAGCAUUCUUCUUGAAAGCCAGGCGCUCCACACUGGAGAGAUUCCACACUGAAGAUGUGGGAGAGGACUCUGUUGGAAAUGAGAGCAAGCCCCCAAAGAAGCCUCUCCUGCUUCUGCAUCGUGGGCAAUCGGCAGAGUUUGAUGUCAUUUUCGAUCCCACCCUGGCUCGACGUGUGGAAGGGAAGAUCCGUGUUUUAGUGGGGGACACCUACUCUGACAAGACCCUGAUAGAGCUGGUGGGUGAAGGCCACAAGGAUGAAUUCACCCUCAACUGUCUAGAGGAAGACCCACAGUUGAGGAAUGAUAAGAGCAGUUGGAACAAAGACAUCAUUGAUGCUGUCAGACUGAACCACAUCCAGUUUGGGGACUGUCCUGUUGGGAAGCCCUGCCACAGGACCUUCACCAUCACCAACCACACCGGCAUGACGUUCAUGCGCUUCGAGUGGGAGGCAGACGUCCCAUUCCAGUUCUGCCCCAGGGUGGGACAUCUCCACCCUGGCUGCACCAAGGCUAUCACAGUGACCUUGAAAUCAGAUGUCCCAGCCACCUUCAGGAGGCACCUUGUGAAAUGUAAGGUGACCAAGAUCAAGUUUGAGCUGCCACCAUGGAAGGUUCCAGACUGGGACGACGAAAUGUGCAUUGUCUUGUGGAACGACAUCACCGGGAAGGAGCCAGCAGCCCAAUGGCCUGAAAAAGAGAAGACAGUGGAGACAGUCCCGGAACCGGCUCACACUGUGCUGAAGAAGAGCGGCCAGGAGGCCGAGCUGUACCUCAGUGCCUUGGUUGCCUACGCCCAGUUCAAACUGGACACAGUCGUGGUUCAGCUCAAGGACACCUUGCCCUUCCAGACAAGGACAGCCACUUUCAGGAUGCACAACACAGGGAAGGUGGCCCUGGAAUACUUCUGGGAGGAAGCUGCACCUGCAGAUAGUGAAGCAGUGAGGAUGCCAUAUUCAACCACUCUGAUGAGUCGGCUCAGCUCUGCUCCUGUUGUAAGGCAGCGCAGAAAGCUGGUGCUUCGUUUCCGGAGGGAGCAGGACCAUCCUUUUGAGACGCAUCCUUCUGAGCUGCGGCGCCUACAGUGGCUUGCCAAGGAGCAGCAAGAUUCCGAGCAGGAACAGCUGCAGGAUUCCGAGCAGGAACAGCCAGAUUCUGACCAGGAGCAGCUUUCUGAGGAAGAGCAGCUGGAUGCCAAGCAGAAGCAGCGUUCCAAGAAGCGGUGCCACUCCAAGGAACGGAGUCUCUCCCCGCAGCGUGCCACUUCCUCCCUGGAAGUCCUCCCAGAUGUCACCCAUGACCAGUCACUGUUCUCCAUCAACCCCAACUUCGGCACCAUCACUCCUGGCCAGAAGAAGACCUUUCAUGUGCUGUUCUCCCCAAAGGAUGUGGGGAACUUUGAGACCACCAUGCAGUGCAGCAUUCCUAACCUGGAGCAGACUCACAGGACGGUGCAGGUGGUUCUGAAAGGCAGAGCCCGGGAGUGGAAGCGUUUUGGAAAACCAAAAUGCUCUGCCUUAGAGCAGACAGACGAAGGCCAGAGACACAAGAAGCAGCUGCACUGGCAACCAACACCAGAGUGA
Molecule: messenger RNA, 9471 nt
Organism: Poecile atricapillus (Black-capped chickadee)
Lineage: Eukaryota; Metazoa; Chordata; Aves; Passeriformes; Paridae
Product: hydrocephalus-inducing protein-like
Exons: 57
Coding region: 1-9471 (3156 amino acids)
Biological process (GO): cilium movement; axonemal central apparatus assembly
Cellular component (GO): axoneme
Source: RefSeq, a predicted model, not a curated record